Rhincodon typus (whale shark) is the source of this 1014-nucleotide messenger RNA. Its product is annotated as meiosis 1 arrest protein. NCBI's taxonomy places the organism in Eukaryota, Metazoa, Chordata, Chondrichthyes, Orectolobiformes, Rhincodontidae. The coding region runs from base 1 to 1014 and encodes 337 amino acids. The record is from RefSeq and is a predicted model, not a curated record. Gene Ontology annotation, biological process: spermatogenesis; male meiosis chromosome separation; meiosis I. The transcript has 5 exons.
AUGACUAGAGUUAUUGAGGCCCUGGUCAAGAAAAGGGAGGCAUAUGACAUGUAUGGGCAGCUGGGAUCAAAUGAAUUCCUUGUGGAAUACAGAGGGUGUCGGAGUACACUUAAGAGAGUGAUCAGGAGGGUUAAAAGUGGACACAAGAUGGCUUUGCAGAUAAGCUGUAGGAGUAUUGGGUAUAUGUAUACCAUUACAAUGAAUUCAGAAAGGUCAGUAUUGGAGAACAGAAACAGCUUUUCUAACAAAACCAACUCUGCCAUCGCUACAAGGCAACCACCUCGAAUCCUUGUUGUGGAUGUGACACCUCCUUAUUGGUCAGAAGUUCGUAUUAAUCUCUGCGAAGCCCUGGAAAAUUUCUUUGCUUUAGCUUGCAGUUUGGGAGGGCCGCCUCGUCUUCCUCUCUUCAGUCUAUAUGUGGCUCACACCCAACAGGAAUGUCUUCUUCCUUUUGUGCAAAUGAAAGGAAACUUUUCCAGGCUCCACUCUUGUGUGGCUGAACUGAGGUCAAUGCCAAAUGAAGGUUGUAUACGUGAAAAGUCAAGCUCUUUAAAGCAUGCUGUGGAGGAUAGCCUUUUACAGUUUAAACAGUACAUGAGGCAUGUGACAGUGGGAGGAUCACUUAAUAGCUGUUCAGUGGAGAUUACAGUACUCACCAGCCAGCCUGGGAAGCAUGUGGUGAAGCAGCUAGAGUCAGGUCUCAGUGAAACAGAUUUAGUCAGCCUUAGACGAUUACAAGUUCUGCAUAUUUCCAGAUGUAACCCAGUGGAGUUGAUGGACAUGGUGUGGAACACAGAGUCAGCCAUAUCCAGUGAAGAAAAUAACCUUGAUGAAUGCUCCAUCCUGGGGACAGACAUCGAUCUGCAGACAGUUGAGAAUGAUACAAUCAGCCUGGAUAGUUUCUUCAAGAGUUGGUUACACAAUCAUGGAACGGACAAGGAGCAUCUUCACUUGCUGCUUCCAGCAGUACGUCUUUCCAGCUCUUCAGGAAGAAGUAAUCAGUGCUAUGAGUGA